Sinocyclocheilus anshuiensis is the source of this 2263-nucleotide messenger RNA. RefSeq names its product polymeric immunoglobulin receptor-like. Gene Ontology annotation, cellular component: external side of plasma membrane. The record is from RefSeq and is a predicted model, not a curated record. NCBI's taxonomy places the organism in Eukaryota, Metazoa, Chordata, Actinopteri, Cypriniformes, Cyprinidae. The coding region runs from base 26 to 2263 and encodes 745 amino acids. Gene Ontology annotation, biological process: positive regulation of T cell proliferation; cell surface receptor signaling pathway; negative regulation of T cell proliferation. The transcript has 13 exons.
GAGAUGAUCAUAACUUCACCUGAACAUGGAGUUACUUAUGUUCAUUUUUGUAGCUGUAAUUCCAGUUAUAUCUGAUGGUUUGGUUGUAAAAGGUCCGUCUGCUCCUCUGGUUGCUCCUCUGGGAUCUUCAGUGGUUUUGCCCUGUUAUGUUGAUGAACUUUUAUCAGUGGAGGGUCUGGAGGUGGAGUGGAGAAGACCAGACUCUGAGACUUUAGUUCAUCUGUAUCAGGAUGGUGAGAGUCAAACAGAAGCCCAGCAGCAGGAUUAUCAGGAUAGAGCUCAUUUCUUUACUGAGGAGAUUCAACAUGGAAACUUUUCCCUCCGGCUGGACGAUCUGAGAGCUGAAGAUGAGGGACAAUACACAUGUACAGUUCACAGUCAGCAGGAUUCUGGAGAAAAUGUGGUUGAAAUAAAAGAUGUUGUACGUUUGCUAGUAUCAGGAUCGAGUCGCUCUAUAUCAGCGUCUGUGGGUGAAGACGUCACUCUGAACUGCUCUGUAGACUCUCACAUCACACCUGAACACAUUGAAAUUGCAUGGAAGAAAACAGAUGAAAAUAUUCAGGUUCUGCUCUACCAAAACAAUGAGGCUUUACCAGAUUCAGCACAUGUGCGAUACAGAGACAGAGUUGAGUUCUUCACUGCUGAAAUCCCCAAAGGAAACUUCUCUCUCAGACUGAAGAGUGUCAGAACUGAGGAUAAAGGAGUUUACAUGUGUCACGUGUUUGCUGGAGGACUUUCAGCCAAUACAACUGUAGAACUGGAGCGACUGGGUUUCUCUGUUUUACACAUAAUGGUGUUGAUUCUCUGUGUUUCUGCGUCUGGAUCUGCACUUCUGCUCUGCUGCCUGAUCUACUGCAGAUAUCAAAACGGGUUCACUGUGACAUAUUCUCAAAACAGAGAUGUCCUUGCGGGAUUAAGGGAAUCAGUGGUUCUGAAGUUUUAUAGAGUUAAACCUUUACAAACGGAGGAUCUGAAGGUGGAGUGGAGAAGAAAAGACAGUAAGACUCUGGUUCAUCUGUAUCCAGAUGGUGAGAGUCGAUCAGAGAAACAGCAGCAGGAGUAUCAGAACAGAGCUCAUUUCUUCACUGAUCAGAUUCAGCAUGGAAACUUCUCCCUCCGGCUGGACAAUGUGGAAGAAGAAGAUGCUGGAGAAUACAUAUGUAGAGUUUACAGCAAACAGAAAUGUGUGUUUUCAACUCAGAUUACUUUGGAAAAGGAUGAUUUCUCUUCAUAUUUAAGUGCGAAAGUUUCCUCUGCUCCUCUGGUUGCUCCUCUGGGAUCUUCAGUGGUUUUGCCCUGUUUUUGUGCCAAACGUUUGCUAUCAAAUGAUCUGAAGGUGGAAUGGAGAAGAAAAGAGACACUGGUUCAUCUGUAUCAGGAUGGAGAGAGUCAAACAGAAGCCCAGCAGCAGGAUUAUCAGGAUAGAGCUCAUUUACUUACUGAGGAGAUUCAACAUGGAAACUUCUCCCUCCGGCUGGACGAUCUGAGAGCUGAAGAUGAGGGACAAUACACAUGUAUAGUUUACAAUAAACAGAGAUCUGUGUUUUCAACUCAAACAAGUUUGGAACUAAGACUACUUGAUUCAGUCCUCCAUCUUCAUCUGUUUCUAGUCGUCUGUCCAAAUAUAAUCAUGUUCUUUGCUUUUGUCUUCUGGGGUGUUUCUGAGGGAUCUGUGAGUGAGUCGGUUUGUUGCUGUGCUCUUUAUUUUCUGAGGCCUCUCCUGUUGCUCUGGGCGGCUCCAUUUAUUAAAAACAGGUUUUCAGACAAGAUUAAAACAUGGAUUCAGAAAUACAGUUAUGUGGCAGAAUAUGCUGUUUUCUCGGUUGUUGUUUAUUCAGCUCUUUUCGCAAGUGCUUGGGAAAGGUUUCUAAACUAUGCUGUAUUUAAUAAAGUCGUCAUAAUAGUGCUGUUUGCAAUAGUGUUUGUGUGCUGCCUCUGCAAAAUCAUUUACAUUUUAGUUACAGAGGUUGGGAAGAAAAGUGGCCGGAUAGUAAAAAUAUUUGAUGUUGUGGCUGAUAUGACCUUUCAAAUUCUGCCUACUUUACAAUUCAUCCUCCUCUUCUACACGUUUGGAGCUGCUAGUGAAGCAGGAUUGAUCAUGAUUGUCAUUUUACCAGUGUUACUGAUGAUGAUGACAAAUGACAGAUGGAUUUAUAAAUGCUAUUCCAGUCAGGGGCUCAACUGUAAGUAUCUGCUGAAUCGUGAUCUGAUCUCUGUUGAACUGCAUCAGUGUCUCUGUGAUAUUAAUCAUCAGUGUCUCUAG